AAAAUUAAUUAUUCAUAUCAUAAUCAGAAUUAAUUUGAAAAUAUUCUCCAGAUGAAUGGAGAAUAUUUAGAACUAAUUUACAUCAGGUUUUUGACUGACUGACAUAAGAAAGGAGGAUCGAUUAAAUACAUAAUUUCUAAAAAAAAAAUGCGUGAAUUCGCGAAGGCGAGCGUAGAUUCUCGACCGAAUUCGGGGGACGUCGCGUCAUCGGUGGUCAGCCAUGAUACUAGGGGAGGCUUUUCAGAUGGAGCGAUGAUGGUUCUCGGUACUCCGAGCCGCCACGGUGCUCGCUAGUAGGGAUAGUGCAUGUUGUGUUCGACGUGUGUUGUAAUGGGAGGGCACCGGGGGUUCAGUCUCUGAUGAUCCAGGUGGCAAAGAAGGCGAGCGUACUGAAGAGGCGGAAGUCGCGGAACCGGAUGGACGUCCAACAGCAGCAGCAGCAGCAGUCGCAGCCGCCGGUGACGAUAUCCGGUGGCAUAUCCAGCGGCGGCGAUGCCGGAGGCCAGAACGAGAACCAGCGGAUGGACAACCAGGGUGACAUUAUCUUCUACAUGGAGGAACCGAAAGCGGGCACGCCUAAUCGCGUCAGGCGCGACAACCGCGUAUUUCCGAUUGGCAGGGGAAGCCUGUUCACCUCGCAGACGAGCUCCGUCACCGAGGCUACCAGCGACGAGAACGACAUCGAUAUGGAGGAUCCGCCGAGAGUCACCACAUUAACCGAAACCCAUCGGAACGCCAUAAGGGCUAUCAGGAAGAUCAAAUACUUCGUGGCGAGGAGAAAAUUCCAGCAGGCGCGAAAACCGUACGACGUCCGCGACGUGAUCGAACAGUACAGCCAGGGUCAUCUGAACAUGAUGGUUCGAAUAAAGGAAUUGCAGAGGAGAUUGGACCAGACCCUGGGCAAACCGGGCAGCUACCUGGCGGGAAUCGACCGAGCAGGGAACGUGAAACCAAUGACUAUAGGCGCACGCUUAUACAGGGUGGAACAACAGUUGUCCGUGAUGGACAAGAAAUUGGACCAGCUGGUGUACGUGCUGAACGCGGUGGCACAGAAGCAGCAAAUACCGCUGAGGAGCGUGGAGGACGAGGUGUAACGUAGAUCCCGGGAAGCUCUUGUGAAAGCUCGCGCCGUCUGCGUUCGUCGACUCGGACCCGUGUCACCUAGAGAACCACCGCUACGUACGGUGGACACGCGGCCGGAUCGAUGUCCCGGAUCAGGCGGGUCGAUCCGCCGGAACGCCAUGAAUCGUGAACCGGGGAUUCAAACGGGGACCGAAGACACGGACAAUUUUAUCGGAGUUUUCUUUCCCUCGUUUCUUAUUUAUCGACUAAGCUCGUUGAUCGAGUGCCCAUUGGAAGAACGAUGAAUCGCAGGAGAGACGAACGGACGACGGAUCGAUAACGUCCUAACGAGGAUUCGUGAGCGGGUCUCUUCAGGUAAAGGAAACGAAGAUGACGAGACCUGUUUAAAAUUACGAAGGGCUGGUCCUAUGAUGUACUGGACAGUUGGUACAGUGUCGUGGAUUUAAUACUAGUGAAUAAGUUGGUGCGAAGAGGACCAAUUAAUACGAGAAUUUGUGAUAAAGUUGGUUUAGACGUUCGGAGACGAGUAAUGAAGACAAUUUUCUUUUUUGUUUUUAAAAAAACAAAACAACCGAUGAACUGGAUUAAUCCUCUGUAGCUUCCUUUAUUUAAACGCUCUCGAUCCAGCUUCUAAGUAGACUAAACCGCAGGGACUAAAAUGUCGCGUGCGAGAUUAACAGACGCGAGCGUAUCCAUAGUUAAUCAGCGGAUCGUCCGGCGAGCAAACCCGCAUUUCAGAUGAUUCGAGGAAAAACGAGGAGGACGUUUCUAUCGAGAUCUCUUCGGAAAUUAAGGGAACCUCUUUUUUAAUCCAUGCGACGGGCUCCUCCCGUGAGGAAGUAAUCGCGGGGGAUCGGAAAACUCGUGCAACUUGUUUCGAGUUGCUCUUAACGGAAUCAGUGGUCUUCGGAGAACUCGCGAAACGAUCACAGUUAAACGCACAGAAACGUUUGUUCGCUUCGGACCAACGGUGAACGCUGUCACACACGAACGGGGGCGUUGAGAAUGCAGAUAAAUAAACAAAUCGAUAUCUUGGCGCGUUGGCGAAGAUCAAUCGCGACUUCGGAUCGAUCGACGAACUGAACGAGGUCGCCGAGAUCUAAGAAUUGUCCGAGCAAGCAGGAAACGAGUCUAUCAGAACGAAGAAAUUGGUGGAAACAUAUUGGGAACAUCACUUGGGCCAACCAUAUACAUAAUGUAAUUGUAUACAUAUUUACGGAUACAAACUUCUAGUCUCCUGCUGGUAAUAACAAGCAAUUAUUAAGCUUUAAUCACGAACUUGAAAAUAUUCCUUGCUAGCCUAGUUAAAAACGAAAUCAGACGUUACAACGUUAACCGCGUGCACAGGCUACACGCAUUUUAUUAUCAUAAGAAUAAUUUCUUCGAAAUCAUGUUUCUCAUUUUAUUAUUUUCUCUUCUCAACCGUUUUCUGAAUCUAAUGGAAAUACUUUUAACAAUCAUGAUUAGUACAUUUUUCUUUUAUCAUAUUUUAUUCUUGCAACAAAGUUUUCUGAUCUCAGAUAUUAAAUCAUAAAAAUCAUUAUUAUACUCGAGUCUAUUAUAAUUAACAAAUAUAAAUUUUGUAGCCACGAAUGUAAAAAAAAAACCAAGAUAAUUUAUAGCAUAGUGCUAUAUUAAAAAAAGUUCAACAAAAAAAAAAAGAAAACAGAAUGGAAUUAUAUUCUGCAUAUGUAUAAAUACAAUUUAUAUUUUCUACGUAGGCUAUCGGCAAUACGCGAAGUAUAAAAAAAAUUCGUGCUGUAACGAACAUUGCUAUCGGUACUGUAAAAUGUAAUAUAUGUGCAGGUCCGUAA
Ceratina calcarata is the source of this 2897-nucleotide messenger RNA. It is a transcript of the gene KCNQ, whose product is annotated as KCNQ potassium channel. Gene Ontology annotation, molecular function: voltage-gated potassium channel activity. Gene Ontology annotation, biological process: potassium ion transmembrane transport. Bases 360 to 1094 code for a protein of 244 amino acids. The record is from RefSeq and is a predicted model, not a curated record. The transcript has 5 exons. Gene Ontology annotation, cellular component: voltage-gated potassium channel complex; membrane. NCBI's taxonomy places the organism in Eukaryota, Metazoa, Arthropoda, Insecta, Hymenoptera, Apidae.